Messenger RNA from Coregonus sp. 'balchen', 2591 nucleotides. NCBI's taxonomy places the organism in Eukaryota, Metazoa, Chordata, Actinopteri, Salmoniformes, Salmonidae. The record is from the annotation of a GenBank genome assembly.
GACAGUGAAGAGCUGCUGGCCUUCUCUCGUACAAAAGCUCCCUCCAUCUCCCUGUCUAUAGUACCGUUUGGUGCCCAGAAGCACACUUCCUCGCCCUGGCUGCUGAUCCACUUCCAUGGAGGAGGCUUCGUGGCCCAGACCUCCAAAUCCCAUGAGGUUCGUAGGCCAGGGAUAGUGGUGUGAUGCCUGGAAUUACUUUAGCUAAUCACUAACCGUAGUCUCACAGUAAUUACAUUGAGUGGAGCUUGGUGCUCAGCCCGUACUCACCUUCCGGUACUCAUUAUACCUGUCUACUUUUGAGAAUCUGUUAAUAUUUUCUUAUCACACCUCUUCAUCUCUCUCUCCAUCUGUCCUGCUGCAUUCUCACUCUAUCUUCCAGAACUAUCUGAAGAGCUGGUCCAAGGAUCUAAAUGUCCCCAUCCUGUCUGUGGAUUACUCCCUGGCUCCUGAGGCCCCCUUCCCCAGAGCCCUGGAGGAGUGCUUCUACGCCUACUGUUGGGCCCUCAAGGACUGCCAUCUUCUGGGUCGGUGUCAUUACUACUGUGUUAGAGCUUGCCUUCGAGCCAAAAAAUAAUGUUUCUUACCUUGUUAUUGCAGUUGUUGCCCAUUUAAUAGGGUGUCGUUUUGGGAAUUAAGAGAGUUCCACACCCUUGAAAUCAAGUUAAAAACAUUAUGUAUCUUUGAUGCUUCUUCUCAAUGUACAAGUUACAGUUGGCUCUCUUCUUCAAUUGACUAUUAUUGUUAUAAUUCUAAAAUAUCCAAAGUAUUAAAACAAUUCAUCACAAGUAUAAUCACCUCAUCUCAUACACUUCUCUAACACAUAAAGUAAAGGAACAACUUGUUUACAUCUCCAGCUCCAUCUGACAGCUUGUAGAAAUAGUAACUGGCAGGCUAGCUUGCUGAAGCUAACGGUAGCCAACGUUAGCUUUGAUGCUAGCGGACUUUUUGAUAUUAAUUACACAUUUACACUUUAUUGUGUUUCUUAUUAUGUGGAUUUCGUCUCACUCACCUUUGAAAUUAUGUUAAUAACAGUAUUUAUCUUCGGUGCUUCUCCUCAAUGUACAAGUUACAGAUGACUCUCUGUCUCUUCUUCAACAACUGACUAGGCUAUUGCGAGAGAAUCAACCAGUAAAAUAAACACUGUGGCAAAAGCGAGUGACUGGCCCCUUCUGCUGGCUGAAUCAAGCAUAACACCCUUUCAUAGAUUAACAUCGAGUCCACUAUUUCUGAUAACAUCUCAGACCUGUACCAGACCAGCUGGUGGUACUGAUUGCUCUGUCCUUCUGUCCCAGGCUCCACAGCUGAGCGUGUGUGUCUGGCUGGUGACAGUGCUGGAGGGAAUCUCUGCAUCACCAUGUCCAUGAGGGCCAUUUCCAGCGGCGUCCCUGAUGGUAUCAUGGCUGCCUACCCAGCUACCCUGCUCACCACUGAUGCCUCGCCCUCCCGCCUGCUCACCUUCAUGGACCCAAUGCUGCCCUUAGGGGUGCUCUCCAAGUGCCUUAAUGCCUACGCAGGUAAGGAAAUAAGCAAAAUGGAUGAGAGGGUAUUAGUCAAAGCUCUUGUAAAAGAGAGUUAAGGGGCAAAGAUUGCGUAUUGAUGUAUAUUGAUGUGUGCAAAAAAGAUGUGCAUAUAGGUCUUAAAUAACUUAAUUUCUUAUCCUCCAUUUUUUAUUACCUCGUCUUCCUCUUUUCCACCCUCUCUCCAGGUGUAGACUCUCAGGUGGUACAGCCCACAAAGGGGACCAGCACGUUGUAUGCUCUAGGUAGAGACACAGCCUUGCUGAUCAAUGACCUUACAAAGGGGCUAUCCAGUUGGAUCCAGUCCUUCCUGCCCACAGUGGGCCUAGAGUCACUGUCAUUGUCACACCGGAAGUCCCUCGAAAACAAGGCCGACCAGAGAUAAACCUCACCCUGUUCCUCCUCAUUCAACGCCUCCUCAGGUCCUAGGGACUACCCAGAAGGCUUUGAGCCCCUGCACUCUGAGUGCCUGGCUGUGAUCCAGAACUCCUCCUGUCCCAUCGUCAAUAACCCAUUUGUGUCGCCCCUGCUUGCCCCUAACGACCUACUGAGAGGACUACCACCUGUACACUUAGCGGUGAGAGGGGGGAAUGAGGUAGGGAAUGAAUGGAUAAAGGGAGAGAGUGUGAGGGAUGGGUGUGGUAGAGUCAAUGGAUUUUGGAGGUUGAGAAGGAUGGAAAGAUAUCGCGAGCAAAGGAAUAAUCAAUAUUGCAGUGGGUCUGUAUUUUUCUUCACCAGUUGCUUUAAUAUUCUACAACUCUGCUACUCCCCUGUCUGUCCCCACAGGUCUCUGCACUGGAUGCCUUGUUGGAUGACUCUGUGAUGUUCGCCAAGAAACUGCGGGAUGUGGGCCAACCAGUGACCCUGAGGGUGGUGGAAGACCUCCCACAUGGCUUCCUCAGCCUAUUGGGAAUCUCUGAGGAGACACAAGUGGCCUCAGACAUCUGCGUAGAGCGAAUCAGACAGGUCUUCCAGCAGCAAACCCUGCCUUACUGUACUCGCAAGGCACCUAAGUUUGAAAGGACCAAUCAUGGGGCAUGGAAAAAAAUAGUUGUCCUCAGAGAAGUGGAGUGA